Molecule: messenger RNA, 2634 nt
Organism: Orbicella faveolata
Lineage: Eukaryota; Metazoa; Cnidaria; Anthozoa; Scleractinia; Merulinidae
Product: solute carrier family 23 member 2-like
Source: RefSeq, a predicted model, not a curated record
CGUCCGUCAUGAUGGUAGCCUGCGAACAUCGCCUAUUUCUGGCGACGUGCGGCGUGAAACAAAAGCCAGAAAUCCCUCGCGUGUUCGCACCGCAGGCCUUUUCGCGCGAAAGCUUUCGUCAUUCACACUUUGCUAUUAUGUGACUGGUCUGUUCAACGGAGCGCAAACAAACCACAAACACAAAAGGAAAAGAAUGUUGUUCGGAUGUGAGCAGCCGUUUCUUUGGGGGGAGCGUUGCUUGACAUCCCAAAAAACGGCUGCGGAGGAGACUACACCGGAGGUAGUUCUUUCUCGUUACUGAAUGCAAUAAGUUUUUACCGAUUCUGUGCCACUCUACAAGAACGAAAGUUGAGUCUGGUUCAUUAAAUCAAGAAAAAUCGUCGUUUUGUGCAUGAAAGGAAAAGCAAUGGAACUACAAGAGAACCAGAAGACACCUGAGCCUUAUGCUCAACCACUGCCCCAGAAGAGAGCAAGAGCCCUUGGUUUAUCUUACCUUAUCGACGAGAACCCGCCAUGGUACGCUUGCUUAUUGUUGGGUUUCCAGCAUUACUUGACCAUGUUAGGAGGAACACUGGCGAUUCCCUUCCUUUUGAGUGGUCCAAUGUGUUUUGCGAAUAACACGCUUGCCAUAAGUGAAGUACUGAGCACUAUAUUCUUCGUUUCUGGUCUUGUAACUUUACUACAGUCUACGUUUGGAGUCAGGCUCCCCAUCGUACAAGGAGGAACUUUUGCUUUUCUUGCUCCGACGUUUGCCAUUUUGUCUCUACGUCAGUGGGAAUGUCCCGGAACUAAAGAAAAUGAUAACUCAACUGAUAGCUCUACGAUCAAUGACGACGACAUUUGGAAAAGGAACAUGAGAGAGAUCCAAGGCGCCAUAAUCGUCUCGUCACUGUUUCAAAUCGUGAUUGGUUUCACUGGCCUCAUUGGUAUUCUUCUUCGCUUUAUUGGACCGCUGACCAUUGCACCUACAAUCACUCUGGUGGGCGUGGCACUCUUUCAUGUGGCAGCCGAACAUGCGGGAAACCACUGGGGAAUUUCAAUGACGACUAUCGUCUUCAUAGCACUGUUUUCCCAAUACCUUACCAAGGUUGAGAUUCCAGUUCUCGAAUAUAGCAGAACGAGAGGUUUUCAUGUUGGCCGCUACCCAUUGUUCAGAUUAUUUCCAGUGAUUCUGGCAAUUGCAGCUUCGUGGAUAAUUUGCGCCAUCAUCACUGCAGCCGGAGGGUUUCCUUCUGAUCCCAGCAUUCCUCAGUACAUGGCGAGGAUUGACGCCAGGACUGAUGUGCUAAAAGAAGCCAAAUGGUUCAGAUUUCCGUAUCCAGGUCAGUGGGGCACGCCUACGGUCAGUCUUGCAGGAGUGUUUGGGAUGCUUGCUGGGGUGUUGGCCUCCAUUAUUGAGUCCGUGGGAGAUUACUACGCCUGCGCGAGAUUAUCAGGAGCACCUCCUCCGCCAAAACAUGCAAUCAACCGCGGAAUAGGAAUGGAAGGAAUUGGAUGUCUCUUGACGGGAGCUUUUGGUAGUGGAAAUGGUACAACCUCGUACAGUGAGAACAUUGGAGCCAUUGGAAUUACAAAGGUUGGAAGUCUUCGUGUUAUCCAGUUUGGAGCUCUUGUAAUGAUGGUUCUUGGUGUUCUUGGUAAAAUUGGCGCGUUAUUCGUCAGCAUUCCAGAUCCCAUUGUUGGUGGAGUUUUUAUGGUCAUGUUUGGAAUGAUUGCUGCAGUUGGCAUCUCGAAUCUGCAGUUCGCUGACAUGAAUUCCUCCAGAAACUUGUUCAUCGUUGGAUUUUCCAUUGUGUUUGGAUUAGCUCUGCCACAUUACAUGAAGACUCACCCGAACGCGAUUGACACAGGAGUUUCAGAAAUCGACCAGAUACUGACGGUCCUGUUCUCAACAAGCAUGGCAGUGGGUUGUAUCGUUGCAUUGAUUCUGGACAACACCAUUCCUGGUACCAUUGAGGAACGCGGGCUCAAGGCUUGGAGGCAACACCUGUCAGAUGACAGUGACGAGUUUCAAACAGCUUCUAUUAAAGUCUAUGAUCUGCCGUUUGGUCUCAAUCGCAUCAGUGACUACAAAGUGGCUAAGUAUUUGCCUUUUCUGCCGUACAACAAUGAUCGCUCGCCAGCAGCCGAUGUGGAGCUAAAUCGAUGGCGUUGCUGCUAAGCUGUAGAAUAUGUGAGAAUUUUAACGCGUUUACAAGAGUGAGAACCUUAACUUUUAGUUAGCUGAGUAAUGUCUAUAAUAAUGUACAUUAUUGCAUAGACACGUGUUUUAUUCAAAUACACUACCCACAAAACUCGUACGAAAUUACAUCUGGAAAGCAAGUGGAGUAUUUUCCAAAUCCUCCCUGGUGAGGUUAUUGGUGACGUCUUUUCUAGCUUUUUCACGGUUGUUUGUGCAAUCAGUCAGUUUGUCUAAAUAAUAAAUAGAAAAUUGCACUGUCGUUUGAAGAAAUGAAUCUUAUUUUCUUGUGUUACAAGCAAUAUCUUACUCACUCGCUGCACGCUGACCCUAAGUUAGUCAGAUAGAAAGCCAUAUAUCGACCACUACUUUAAUUUGUCAUACAGACAAUUAUACAAGCUACGAUAUUGAAGAGACAUUUAGAAAGGAAAUAAACGAAUGUUACUGCUACUGUU